Messenger RNA from Cannabis sativa, 792 nucleotides. RefSeq lists its product as uncharacterized. NCBI's taxonomy places the organism in Eukaryota, Viridiplantae, Streptophyta, Magnoliopsida, Rosales, Cannabaceae. The record is from RefSeq and is a predicted model, not a curated record. The coding region runs from base 1 to 792 and encodes 263 amino acids. The transcript has 2 exons.
AUGAAUCUGGCGUUUCUUGCCAAAUGGGGAUGGAAUUUGCUAAAAGGCUCUCAAUCUUUAUGUUGCAAAAUUUUGGAAGCCAAGUAUCUAAAAGGGAAGGAGUUUCUCAGCUGUUUUACCCCGAAACCAAAGGGCGGGGUCUUAACCAAUGAUCUUUGUGUUGAUGACUUAUUGCUUGAGAAUGGAGAUUGGGACAUCCCAAAGCUAAAUGGUUUAUUUGAUAAAGAAACGGUGUCAGCAAUCGCUAAAGGGGAAAAACCCUCUGGCCAAGGGGAUGAUAGAUGGGUGUGGACACUGGAUAAAAGUGGCCAGUUUACAAGCAAAUCUGCUUAUUUGUCUCAAGCUAUGGAUAGAGCUCGUCAUUGUGAGGUAGCUCCGGCUCUCUGGAACAAGUCGUGGAACAGUAGAAUAUUAGAAAGGCAUAAGAUCAUGUGGUGGUGCAUCAUAUCCAAUGCGCUCCCUAUUAGAUCUGUGAUUGGGAGGCGAUUCCACAUUGAGGAUACCUGCUGCCCUUUAUGUGGCUUGGGGGAGGAAUCCAUGGAACAACUUUUCUUGUCCUGCGAUGUGGCGAUGCAUUUAUGGCGAUCGUCACCUUGGGGCAUCUAUCCUAUCUGCAAUACUGGGAUUCGAAUUUGGGAUUGGGUCAAAUUUUUAUGGAAUCUGAAUUCUAGGGGGAUCCGAGUGGAAGAAGUUUUCCUGUAUGCUUCGAUUGUUGUCGAAACUAUCUGGAAAGUGCGAAAUGAUUUUAUACAUAAUAACUCUCAUCUGGAUGUUUUGAAAUGUAUUGACUAG